This is a messenger RNA of Dermochelys coriacea (leatherback sea turtle), 4951 nucleotides long. Its product is annotated as ankyrin repeat domain-containing protein 9-like. The record is from RefSeq and is a predicted model, not a curated record. The coding region runs from base 371 to 1261 and encodes 296 amino acids. Gene Ontology annotation, molecular function: protein binding. The transcript has a single exon. NCBI's taxonomy places the organism in Eukaryota, Metazoa, Chordata, Testudines, Dermochelyidae.
AAAAUUGCCUCACCUCUAAAGCUAAUUUUAGUCUCUCCUAUGUAGCUCUGCCUCUAUAAAAAUCACUGCUAGUGUGACAGUGUUCUAGUAACCUGUGCCGUGCACGGAGCAGAGUGCACUGACUAACUAUCUAUUGCAUGGCAGGGGUUAACUAAGCCUGUGGGAUUGUGCUUACCUAGACAAAACCACUGCAAUGAGGGGAAAAAACAAUGAAUGGGUGGAGAUGUUCAAGCCGAGGCAUUCCAGCUAGUGCAGUGUGGGCUACAAUGACAGGCUGAAGGUUGCAGCAGCAUCAGGAUCUGCAUUCAAAGUGAGCAAAUCUUACAUUCUGGAGCGAGCUUGUGUGCAGGUCUUGUUUAUUUGCUGAGAGAUGGCCAGUAACCAGGCCAGCCUGCAGGAUGAGCAGAGCAGACAUUGUAAGUUCUUAUCCUAUAUGUUCUACCAGGCUGUGAGAGACCACAAACCGGUGUGGAUGCUGGAAGAUAUGAGAACUAUGGAAUAUUUUUACUGGGAGGAAAAUGCAAGCCUGAGAACAUAUUCACCUUCGGAAGCCCUUCUCUAUGCAGUGGUGCAUAAUCACCUGCCUUAUGCCCAGUAUCUGCUGUCUCAUUUUCCAGAGGACGCUCUCAAGGUUCCUGGAGAGCAUUUCUGCUAUUGCCCGUCCUCUGCCCCUCAUUUGGCCAUGGCAGUCACAUACGACAGGAGGGACAUUUUGGCGCUGAUCAUAAAGAUUGCACACAAGCUACCCAGCCUAAACUCCUACAUCAACAGGACUGGCUGCUUUCAUCUGGAAGAUGGCAAGACCCCGCUGCACCUUGCCUGCGAACUGCUGAGGUCAGAGACUGUCCUCAUUCUCCUAGGGAAUGGGGCUUCUCCCAGGAUCGAGGACAGCAAGGGGCUCACCCCGUUGGAUGUCAUCCUGGAGCAGAUGUGGGACUCCAAAGUCAACAUGGCAUCAAAAAAGCUCUGCCUCGAUUACCUCUUGCUCUUCAUGCCUAACCCACAGUUUAAGAUGCGGAAAGUUCUGCAGGAUCAUCCAGACCACUGGACAGCUUUGCUUGGGGAAGACAAAUUCAACAGCCUGGUGGGGAACACACCUGGUUCUUUAUACCUGCAAGCUAUGCAAACUAUUCUCCAGUCUCUCCCACCUUCACACUUUCCUAAAAGCAUCCAGGAACUACCUAUACCUCAGGCACUAAAGCCCCUACCUUCCUAUGGCAAAAAGCUUCAGACAAAAAAUGUGGUAAAUGUUUUUCCUUGACUAUAUUUUUUUGUGUGCUGGGGGGUGUGCGGAUUUUCAAAGGCACCUAAGGGAGUUAGGCACCUACCUCCCCUAGAAUUUCAAUGAGAUUUUGGUACCUACCUCCCAUAGGCCCCAUUUGAAAAUCCAAUAUUUUAUGAGAAGAUUUUCAGUGUUUUUCUAAUCGAUUGCAGGCACAGCACUUUUAAAAUCAAAAUCCUUCUUUUUUUGUUGUGGUGCAUGUGAAGGGUUAAGUUUAAUUGAAGCAAUUUUUUUAACUGCCAGCUGAAAUCAGUGAAUCUGAAUUCCCAAUAUUUUAACAUUAUCCUGUGUAAAUUAUGCCGGUGAAAAAGAAUGGCCUGUCCAUUGUGAUUUGCAAAUACUGUAACUAUGGAACUGUAUUCUACCAGCCCUAUAAAAACCACCAAUGGGAUUGAGAUGUCAGGUUUCCUUUCUGCUCCAGUGAUGAUCAGAAAUCCUGUGGCUCACAAUACUCUUACUGCAGUGGUGUUGAGUCAGUGCUGCAGAAUAUUGCAUUUCCUCAAUCAGAGUCAGGGGCUCUGUGUUCUUGCUCAGAGGAUAAAGACAGGCAGCAUACUGAUGAGAAGGCAUCCUUCUUUUAUUUGGGAGUGAGAGGGUUAAAGGCUAGCCCCAUGCUGAAGCUUCUAUAGAAUUGUGCAGUGGGGCGGGAUCCAUCUUUCAUGCUGUUCAGUGAAAUAAUGCAAAUCCUGGCAAUACCAGUGAGUGGACGUCCAUCUUUAAUGAGUGACAUUAGUUCCCCAGGACUUUUGUUUUAAGGGGUGACGGUGUCCCCAAGAGAGUUACAGCUGUGCCUUGAUUUAGAGAUUUAUAUCAAAGCCACCUGCAUUUGCUAAUUACUUGAAGAUGGGCUGUGGUAUUUUGCUGCUAUAAAUCACCAGCGUGGCAGAUUAGGUCAUUCAUCCUCCAAGCCGCAGAUAUAGGGCCCAAUCCUGCCAUGGGAGCUGAAGACAUGGGGUGUUCACAGGAUCAGGCUCGGAAGCUGAUGUCGACUGCCUUGAAUUCCCAAAAGCACAGACAGGACUCCCGUUAUUAAUCAGUCAGUAUCUUGCUGUCAGUGUGGAAUGCUACUCCCCACACCCCUAGCCACAAUCAAAGCAGACUAGUGAAAUCGUGGCCCAGCAGCAUGCCACUCCAAUGCCCUUCGCAGCAUAGUCCUUAAUUAGCUAUACAAUAAAGUUAUUUUAGCCAAAGUGGUCUCAUUUUCAAUUUAACCCUUUGCUCGAGUCCCCAGCCCCCAAAAGGAACACAUUCCCACAUAUUUGUAGGGUGUGAUACAGUGUCGAUGGUUGAGCUUUUUAAAAUAUAUGCAGUGGUAGGCAAAGGGCAUGAUUACACAUUACCUCAUGAUUCAUGAGGUUGUGAACAAGAAAUGGUGUGCAAUAGAGUGUUGUGCCACCUAGCACACUGAGUAGACCACUUGUUACAUUUAUAGAUGACCUAUAUCUCAGACAGUAAAAAGCUGAGCCAUGUUCUCUGUUGGUGUCAAUGGAUGCAGCCCCAUUGACACUGGCAGUGAAUGUCCUGAGGGCACCACUGCUAUAUUGCUCUGUGUAUCUGGGUGGCCUGAUACUGAAUGUACUGGGUAUGCCCAGGUGAGGUGCCCCUGAUGGGCUGCUGACUGUACAGGAUAUGUCCACGUGGAGUGUCCCUGUUGUAUGUAUCAGGCACAUCCAGAUAGAAUGCUCAGGUUCUGCUACUGAAUAUACCGUUCCCAGUGCAUGGCACCUUCUGCGCUGCUGAAUGUGAUGCCUGCAGCUUAACACCCCUUUAUCGUCACUGGUAUGCGGAGAAAAUGCCAGCACAGCAUUUUCAAUGGCAGACCAGCAGUGAAAGGGUUAAUCUAUUUCCCUGCAUCUCUCUUCCUGUUGCAUUGUGCCUCAAUGGCUCUCCAAGGACAAAGAGUUCCUUUUCCAUGUAUUCCUUGCUGGGAGGGGUGACUGGUGGGAGUGGAAUUCAGUGUAAACCUCAACCCCCCUUUUUUAUUUUUUCAGGGACACUGCCUCUGCAGCACAUGGUGGCAGAGUUGAAGGCUGUCACAGCUCAGGGGUAUCUUUCCCAUGAAGCGGGAGCCAAGCUGAAGGCAGAUUAGCAUAAUAAGCACUUGCCCAACCAAUCCUGCCAGUCCAUGGAAAGUGUGCCGGCAUCUCCAGCCUUAAGGCGUCAUCAGCCCCCAGUGUCACAGGGAGGGAGGGGAGGAGACAAAGCAGAUGUUCCACCUCCAAGGCUGCUGAACUGACAGAACAAUAGCACAGCUGUUAAGAGCGGGCUGUGUCCUGCUGCCACUGGAUUCAGUGGGAGCCAGAUCCAUCCAGCUCAUCUGUGCUGGAACUGCAGCAGCUAAUUUGGAUGUCAGUGGGGGAGAGGCAGAGGUGGAGGAUAGGAAUAUUAUUAAGAUGCUAAUUAAGCUCCGGUAGCAGAAAUUCCAUAUUAAGAACAGUGGAAGGGAAUUCAUUAGGUAUGUUCAUGCUCUCUGAUAGCGUUAGACCUUCCGUGCAGAACAGAGUUUCAGAAAAUCCACUCCAACUGGUGUGGGUGGGUGGGUGGUUUCUACACAAAACACAGAUUGUAGGGAUUGAUGGUGUGCGCAAUAUGGUAUUUUCCAGUAACACGGGGGAAAGUCACCCCUUGGCAGAGGGCUAGAACAAAUGCUUUGGGCACAUGUGAGCUUUAAAUGGUGCACAGGCCCUGUCAACAGGCAUCAAUUUCACACACUGCAGGGUCAGAGCUUAGGUUCCUCACUGCUCCAGUCUAUGCAGAUAUCUUCAAUUUGCCAAGUUGGCGGGGGCAGGAGGUUCAAGGGCAGCGUGAUGCUUGUGUGUGGCCUGCAGCAAGGAGAAGACACCUCCUUUCAGCAGCAAAAGGAAUUCUCCUGUAGCUCAAGCUAUGGUGUUAAAGCAGUCUAGGUCAGUACUGGUUGAAAGUCGCUACCAUUUGAAGUGUGUUCAUUGCCCUGUGUGCAAUGAGUUUGGUGUUCUCAGCCCAGUUCUUGAUGGACAGAUAUCCACAUCAAAGAAAUCACUACUGUUGCCUCCAAUUUGCCCCUUUGUUGGUAGUCUUAGCAGAGUGAUCAAGAACUGGGUGGGUCCUGGAGCCUGAUUUACCAUUUGACCUCUAGAGGGGGUUUCUUUGGGCCAGGGUUAAUGGACACUGACAGGCCAAGGGGAGAAGCUUGUAGUGUUGCUAACUGGGCAGGACAUGAUGAGGGAACAAUCCUGGAUGGGAUUUCUUUUUGAUGGAAGGGUGGGGAUUUUUUCCCCCUGCUCGAUCGCCUAUCCUUUGCAUUGAUCUAUCUGUUUGAUCUCCUGUGUGUCUUUGUUCUCUGUAGGAUAUUACACCUUACACAGCCAAAUCUACCUCAACUUCAUCACAAUUUUCAUUGACAUAGGACAAAAAAUCAGGUUCCUUAUUCAUUGUUCUCCUUAAGCCUGCUCACGAGCAAAAUUAAAUUCUAGAUCUGUUAAACAAUCCCUCCAACCCAUCAGCCCAUAGCCUUGAAUCUUUCCAGAGGAAAAAAUCCCUGCACUUGCAUGACAAAUACAUUAGUGAUCGGGCUUUUUUUUUAACAAACAACUACAAAAAGGGCACUUGGUGCCAUGUAGCAAAGUUUUCAUUUGGCAUUAAAAAUGCAUUGAAUGAGUGUAGUUUAAGGUCUUUAUUUUUAAACUUUGG